Phascolarctos cinereus (koala) is the source of this 3411-nucleotide messenger RNA. RefSeq names its product RNA binding motif protein 19 (gene RBM19). The record is from RefSeq and is a predicted model, not a curated record. Gene Ontology annotation, molecular function: mRNA binding. Lineage: Eukaryota; Metazoa; Chordata; Mammalia; Diprotodontia; Phascolarctidae. Gene Ontology annotation, cellular component: nucleolus.
GCCACGUGACUCCGUUUGGGGCGGAGCAAGAUGGCGGCGCCCAGGAAAGCAGCGUGAAAGCGUUGCCGGGGGAGCCCCGUCCGGACCAGAAUCGCUUCAGUUGCCGAAGUGCGCAGCCUGUCGCCAUGUCGCGACUUAUCGUCAAGAACCUGCCGAGCGGGCUGAAGGAAGAGCGAUUCCGGCAGCUUUUCGCAGCCUUUGGCAGCCUGACUGACUGCAGCCUCAAAUUCACCAAGGAUGGCAAGUUCCGCAAGUUUGGCUUCGUCGGUUUCAAGUCUGAGGAGGAGGCACAGAGGGCCCUGGACCACUUCCACAGGAGUUUCAUCGACACUUCUCGGGUCACGGUGGAGUUCUGCAAGUCAUUUGGAGACCCAUCUAAGCCCCGAGCCUGGAGCAAACACUCCCAGAAAGCCACGCAGCCAGGGAAACCUGAAGAAAGCCCAGUGGCCUCAGAAACUCAGAAGGACAAAAAGAGAAAAAAGGCAACAGGAGAACUGGAAAAGCUGAAGAAAGAUGUUGAGUUUCAGGAAUUCCUGAUGGUUCAUCAGAAGCGAACACAGGUGGCCACUUGGGCAAAUGAUACCGUGGGAGUGGAACCAAAGAAAGGGAAGGCCAAGAGGGAUGAUGACUACCUGAACUUUGAUUCUGACUCGGGACAAGAGAGUGAAGAAGAAAUAGAUGAUGAAGACUCUGAAACAGAGGAAAGCCCUGAGGUGAAAGCAGCAGAGCUGAAGGAGCUUUCUGACAUGGACUACUUGAAAUCUAAGGUGGUGAGAGCGGAUUCCUCAGAGGAGGAGGAAAGUGAAGAUGAGGCAAUGGCAUGUGAAGAGGAAGGCAGUGAUGAAGAGGAGGAGCAGCUGACCCCGGGCACCAGAGGCUCUGAGAGCCUCAGGGAGAAGAGAGCCGGCCCAGGAGAAGGGGAUGCCGUGCCUGGGGGCAAGAGACCCCCAGCAGCCAAGGGAGAGGUGACGAAGCCAGCCACCCAAUCCGAGCCCACCACUGCUUACACAGUGAAGCUGCGUGGAGCACCAUUUAAUGUCACUGAGCAAAAUGUUAGAGAAUUUCUGGUGCCCCUCAAGCCUGUGGCCAUCCGCAUUGUGAGAAACGCUCACGGGAACAAGACAGGUUACGUCUUUGUGGAUUUCAGCAGUGAAGGGGACAUGGAGAAAGCCCUACAGCACAACAGGGAAUACAUGGGUGGCCGCUACAUUGAGGUCUUCAGGGAGAAGGGGAGCCGCGUGGCCCCAAAGCACCGGAAGGACAACAAGAAGGUGUGGCAGGGCCGGGAGCUCAAGGAAGGCGAGGAGGAGGAGGACCUGGCCGACUCCGGGAGGCUCUUUGUGAGAAAUCUGCCAUACACCAGCACCGAGGAGGACCUCGAGAAGAUGUUUGCCAAAUACGGUCCCCUGUCUGAAGUCCAUUAUCCCAUAGAUGGUCUGACCAAGAAACCAAAGGGCUUUGCUUUCAUCACGUACAUGUUUCCCGAGCACGCAGUGAAGGCCUACGCAGAAGUGGACGGACAGGUCUUCCAGGGCCGGAUGCUCCACGUGUUACCCUCCACCAUUAAGAAGGAGACCAGCAAAAGCUCAGAUGCAACAUCAUCUUCCUACAAGAAGAAGAAGGCAUUGAAGGACAAAGCCAGCAGUUCCAGCUCUCACAAUUGGAAUACACUGUUUAUGGGGACAAAUGCCGUGGCUGAAGCUGUCGCACAGAAGUACAAUGCCACGAAAAGUCAAGUAUUUGACCAUGAGAUCAAAGGCAGCGUAGCUGUGCGGGUGGCCCUGGGGGAGACUGAGCUGGUCCAGGAGGUGCGUCGGUUUCUGAUUGAGAAUGGCGUGAGCCUGGAUUCCUUCAGCCAGGCUGCCGGGGAGAGGAGCAAGUCUGUGAUUCUAGUGAAGAACCUCCCUGCAGGGACACGGGCCUCUGAACUGCAGGAGAUUUUCAGCCGCCACGGCAGCCUGGGCCGCGUACUACUGCCCGAGGGAGGCGUCACGGCCAUCGUGGAAUACCUGGAGCCUCUGGAAGCCAGGAGAGGCUUCACCAGCCUGGCCUAUUCCAAGUUCCAUGAUGUUCCCUUGUAUCUGGAAUGGGCACCAAUGGGGGUCUUCUCUGGCCGCCUUCCUCAGCAGAAAGAACAAGAUGAGAAACCUGGAGGAAAAGAGGCAGCUCAGACUGAAGCUGGGCCAGAUGACGAAGCUACAGAAAACACGCAAGAGAAAAAAGCAGCAGCCCUGGAAGAAAAAACAGAUGCCCUUGGCGAGGAAGAGGAUGAUGAAGAUGAAGACGACGAAAGUCUUCCGGGGUGUACUUUGUUCAUCAAAAACCUCAAUUUCUCCACAACAGAGAAGACACUGAAAGAAGUUUUCUCCAAAGUCGGAAUGGUGAAGAGCUGUACUGUUUCCAAGAAAAAGAACAAAGCAGGUGUUUUACUGUCCAUGGGGUUUGGCUUUGUGGAAUACAGGAAGCCAGAGCAGGCCCAGAAAGCCCUCAAACAGCUCCAGGGCUGCAUGGUGGACGACCACAAGCUAGAAGUGAAGAUUUCCGAGAGGGCCAUCAAGCCAGCUGUGACGUCAGCUCGGCAGAAGCAGACGGCCCGCAAGCAGAGGACAUCUAAGAUCUUAGUCCGGAACAUCCCAUUCCAGGCCAACGUGCGGGAAAUCCGAGAGCUGUUCAGCACCUUCGGGGAGCUGAAAACAGUUCGUUUGCCAAAGAAGAUGACAGGGACGGGCCCCCACCGUGGGUUUGGCUUCGUGGAUUUCUUAACCAAACAAGAUGCCAAGAGAGCUUUCAAUGCCCUGUGCCACAGUACCCAUUUAUAUGGGAGAAGACUGGUCCUGGAGUGGGCAGACACAGAAGAGACAGUCCAAGCCUUGAGACGGAAGACAGCUCAGCAUUUUCAUGAUUCCCCAAAGAAAAGGCGGUCUGUGGUGUUGGACGAGAUCCUGGAGCAGCUGGAGGAGGGCGAGAACGAGGACGGCGAGUAGCAGAUACUUCAGCUCCGCUCUGGCGGAGAGAGGUACACAGCUGGUCCUCCUCAGCGAAGCUCUGGAGAGAGCUGGUUCCUUCCUGUCUUCUAGCCCUGGCUUGUUUGAAAUGGAGAGGAGAACACACUCACCUGGUACCAUCCAAAUUCAGCCUGUUCUGGCCUCCAAUCAGAAUCCAACAAUGCAGACACAGGUAUAAGAGACCAAGUUUUCUCCACCCAAAAGCCACACAUCCUCCCCAUUCCAACCCCCAUAUUUGGAAACCAAUUCUACAGAAAAGAAUUUACUCCUGGCACAAAAAGUCUGUUAGCAAGAAGAGCGAGAUGGAGUCUUGAAAUUCACAUUUGGUGGUGUGGCCCUUUAAGCUGGGGCAUUGACGCUAUUCACUGAACAGUAAGGCUCAAGCCCUGAAGGAUCCUCUCUCCUA